Lathyrus sativus (Indian pea) is the source of this 2283-nucleotide messenger RNA. The record is from the annotation of a GenBank genome assembly. NCBI's taxonomy places the organism in Eukaryota, Viridiplantae, Streptophyta, Magnoliopsida, Fabales, Fabaceae.
AUGACUACUAUACCAACUAGAGUCUUUGUUGUGCACAUGUCAACAACUCUUGGCUCUAAACUUUUUACCAUAGCCAAAAAAAUUGGGAUGAUGAGUAAAGGCUAUGUUUGGAUAGUAACUGACGGUAUGGCUAAUUUAUUCAAUUCAUUGAAUUUAAAUGUCUGGGAAUCAAUGGAAGGAGUAAUUGGUGUUAGGACUUAUAUUGGGAGAACAAAAAAGCUAGAUGAUUUUAGUAAAAGAUGGAAAAGAAAAUUCAGAAGUGAUAAUCCAACACUUGAUGACACAGAUUUGAACAUUUUUGGUAUAUGGGCAUAUGAUGCUACAGUUGGAUUAGCAAUGGCUGUUGAGAAAGUUGGAAAUGGAACCAACCAAUUUGGUUACAGUGAGAAAAACACAUCAAGCAAUUAUUACAUGCCUGUGUUUGAGAAGUUUGGUAUUGCACAAAAUGGUGAGAAAUUGAUUGAAGCUUUGUCAAACACAAGAUUUGAUGGUCUUGGUGGAAGGUUACAAGCACCAACCUAUGAGAUAAUUAAUGUGAUUGGUAAUGGUGAAAAGAGGGUUGGAUUUUGGACACCAAGUAAGGGUUUGGCUAGAAAUUUGGACUCAAAAGAUAUAAACAACAGUAUUUAUACUAGUUCUAAAAAUGAUCUUGGAACAAUCAUAUGGCCAGGGGAUAUGAACUCUAUCCCAAAGGGAUGGGAGAUUCCAACUAUUAAUGGGAAGACGUUGAGGAUAGGAGUUCCAGUAAAAAUUGGAGAUAACUACGCCGAAUAUGUGAAAGUAGUCCUAGAUCCUAGGGACAAUUUAAUACAUAUCUCUGGCUUCUUUAUUGAUGUCUUCCAAGCUGUGGUCGAAGUGUUGCCUUAUGCCUUACGAUACCAAUUUGUUCCAUUUGCAACGCCUAAUGGGGAGAUGGCAGGAACAUGCGAUGAGUUUAUCGGCCAACUCUAUCAUGGGAUGUUUGAUGCGGUAGUAGGGUAUAUAAGCAUCACUACAGACAAAUCCAACUAUGUUGAUUUCGUAAUGCCAUUCGCAGAAUCUGGCGUGAUAAUGGUUGUUUCAAUGAAAGGCAGCAGGAAGAAAAAUGCAUGGGCCUUUUUGAAGCCAUUGACAUGGCAACUUUGGGUAACAACAGCUUGUUCAUUUGUAUUCAUUGGAUUCGUUGUUUGGGUUCUUGAACAUAGAAUAAACAGCGAUUUUAGGGGACCACCUUCUCAUCAAAUUGGCACAAGCUUAUCGUUUUCCUUCUCAACUAUGGUGUUUGCUCAUAGAGAGAAAGUGGUGAGCAACUUGAGUAGAUUUGUGGUGGUUGUAUGGGUUUUUGUGGUUCUAAUUCUGGUUCAAAGUUACACUGCCAGUUUGACUUCACUCUUAACCGUUCAACAACUGAGUCCGGCUAUUACAGAUGUUAACCAACUUCUAAAGGGUAAGAUGAACGUUGGCUAUCUCAAAGGUUCUUUGGUUUAUGGAAUCUUGAAGCGCUUACAAUUUCAAGAUUCUCAGCUCAUUCCUUAUCAGUCAGCUGAAGAAUGUAAUGAGCUUUUCAUAAAAGGAAGUGCAAAUGGUGGCAUUGAUGCUGCUUUUGAUGAAGUUCCCUAUGUUAAGCAGUUUCUUGGAACUUAUAGUUGUUCAAAUUUCAAGUAUGUCAUGAUUGAACCAAGAGUUAAAACUGGUGGUUUUGGCUUUGGGUUCCCCAAAGGUUCACCUCUUGUAGCAGACAUAACAAGGGCAAUGUUAAAUGUGACACAGGGAGACAAAAUGGGAACAACUGAGAGUGCAUGGCUCAAAGAAAGUUGUAAAGAUUCUAAUAAAGAAAUUUCCUCUAAUAACAGUCUUGGACUAGAAAGCUUUUGGGGUCUGUUUCUCAUUGCAGUGAUUGCUUCCCUACUAGCACUCCUAAUAUUGUUUGUCACAUUCUUACAUCAGCACAAACAUAUUUGGUUAAAGAAUGGUCAAAGUGCUUCAAUAUGGCGAAUAAUUCGCGACUUGGCAAGUAUAUUUGAUCAAAGAGACUUGGAUUGUCACAUAUUCAAAAAUAGUGGAAACGAAAAUGAAAACAUUAGUCCUCGUGAUGUUGACAUAGGAGCAGCUGAGGCCUCUCCGGGCACAGACAGUGCACCUAGUCCAUCUAGUCAAGCUGAAUCAAAUGUUUCCAUUCAUGUUGAUUUUAGUCAAAACACCGAAACGGAUGCAGUGCAAAUUACCAAUCCAGAAGUUGCAUCUGUGAACAACUGUGAAAUUAACUCCCAAGAAACAUCUACAAUUGUAACAUCAAGCUCCUAA